Athalia rosae (coleseed sawfly) is the source of this 5095-nucleotide messenger RNA. RefSeq names its product heterogeneous nuclear ribonucleoprotein A1, A2/B1 homolog (gene Hrb87F). NCBI's taxonomy places the organism in Eukaryota, Metazoa, Arthropoda, Insecta, Hymenoptera, Athaliidae. The transcript has 7 exons. The coding region runs from base 149 to 1309 and encodes 386 amino acids. Gene Ontology annotation, molecular function: RNA binding. The record is from RefSeq and is a predicted model, not a curated record.
AAAGCCAAGUUACGCCGCGUCGCCAUCUUGCGCUCUCACUAAUUUUAGCUCGCGUGCAGUAGAUAGAUGGAAAAUUUUAUUCUCACGCAACAAAUUGUACGUAUAACGCAAUUGUGGUAAACAUUUACUGAUCGUUGAGCCUUCCGUCAUGUAUUCGUCGAACCAAGAUCAUCGAUCGGCCUACAGAUCACAGGAUGGAAAAAAUGAGCCAGAACACGUCAGGAAGUUAUUUAUCGGCGGUCUUGACUAUAGGACUACCGAUGACUCCCUCAAAAAACACUUUGAACAGUGGGGUGAAAUUGUCGAUGUAGUUGUCAUGAAAGAUCCAAAAACCAAGCGUUCUCGUGGAUUCGGAUUCAUUACCUACUCACGCGCACACAUGGUUGAUGAUGCGCAAAAUGCCAGACCACACCGAGUGGAUGGACGUGUUGUGGAGCCAAAGCGUGCUGUUCCACGACAGGAAAUUGGCCGGCCGGAAGCUGGUGCCACGGUGAAGAAAUUGUUCGUAGGUGGACUGAAAGAUGACCACGAAGAAGAGGACCUCCGACUGUACUUUCAAUCUUUUGGUAGCAUCAACUCCGUCAGUAUUGUUACCGAUAAGGAAACUGGGAAGAAGCGAGGUUUCGGAUUUGUUGAAUUUGAUGAUUAUGAUCCCGUCGAUAAGAUCUGCUUACAACGUAAUCAUCAAAUUUGCAACAAGCACGUUGAUGUCAAAAAGGCUUUGAGCAAAGCUGAGAUGGCUUCUGCAACUGGUGGAGGUGGUGGAGGCGGCGGUAGAGGUGGCCAAGGUGGUGGACGAGGUCCGCGAGGUAGCAAUCAAGGUGGCGGCAACUGGGGAGGUCGCGGAGGUGGCGGCAGUGGCGAUUGGAAUAACGGUGGUAAUCAAGGUGGUUACGGAGGUGGCAAUCAAGGUGGUUGGGGUGGCAACGGACCCUGGGAGAACCAGAACCAAGAAAAUUUCAUACGCGCUGACUCAGGUGGUGGCUGGGGUGGACAGGGUGGCCAGGGUGGCUACAAUAGUGGUGGAAACUGGAGCAACGACAACUUUGGAGGUGGCUACCAGCAAGGCUAUGGAGGUGGACCUGUGCGAAAUAACUUCAAUGCUGGCGGCAGGCCCGCUCCGUAUGCAGGAGGACCCAUGGGAGGCGGCAAUACCGGAGGUGGUGGAGGAGGCGGCGGUAGUGGAGGCGGAGGUGGCUACGGUGGUGGUGGAAACCAAGGCGGGUAUGGAGGAAAUCCAGUUGGAGGUGGAAACAUGGGUGGAGGAGGUGGCGGCGGCGGAGGUGGUGGUGGCGGCAGAAGAUACUAAGUCCACUGGCAUAGCCCGUCGCAACGCUACGCUCCCUCAAAUGGUGACCCCUUGUCUACCACUUGUCUACUAGUCGCCAGUACUUCUGUACUGUUUAGUUCGGAGCAGGCAGGGCUAAGGCUAGUCAGACAGGACCAGGCAGGACAAUCAGGAUUCAGGACAGAAGCGUCACCCAUUAGAUCGCAGUGAGGGAGGUUUAUGCAUAACUGUAUUACAUUUGAAAACGUUGCACCUACCGCAUCCGCACGUGAAAAACUAUCUACCUACCAGUUUAUACCGAUCACUCCGAGAGUUAUGUGUUUGCAAUCGAUAGAUGGUGGUUGGUGACUUUGCGCACCAACGAUAAGUUGACGAAAAAUAUUUGUAUUCCCAUAAUCGUUGUUGAUACACAUUGACACGCCGAUCCACCCACAUCGAAACUGAUCCACCCACAUAUUCAUACACCUUCGCUCACCCACCCAUCCGAACAACCCAACAGACCCGAGCAGAGACACUAAACUUUAAAAUCCGAAUCAACUAAAUCAAGAAAUAUUGGAAGGUCCAUGUAAGAAUCUAGGUUUUACAAAAAUGAUGCAGAUUGUUGUAGUAGAGUAAAUGAUUAGAGGCAAGAUGAUUCUUAUAUAGACCGAGGCAACUAUGAUAGAGUUAGAAAAUGAUGGAAUCGAAGAAAUCUAAAACGAAAAAAUUAAUUGAAAAUUUAAUGAAAUCAAUGAAGAGAGAGCGAGCAAGCGAGAAUGCAUAUAGAACCGCCAGAGAGAUAAAUUGUUGCAGAGCAUUUCUAGAAUAUCUAGGUUAAACUUAAUUUCUAAGUUGUAAUGUUUUAAGAGUUAGAUAAUAAAAAGUGACCACAACCUUUUCCACCAUUUUUAAUUUACAAAGUUGAAAAAAGAAUAAAAGAAAGGAAAUUGUCAAGGUUUAGGUUAAUAAUCGUAAGUCAAGCACACAGGUAGGACACUGAAAUCAUACAGUCGACAGAGUUACGAAUGAAUUUUUUUCCUAUGCGGGAUCAUUGAAGCAUAGUUUAUUCGAUAAUCGAAGAUUAAUCAAAGACGAAACGUUAGUUGUGUCUGUCAAUCAAUAAAUCAUACAUUAUUUAUAAUAGAAAGGAUGUCUCUGUCGGUCUGCCUGUCUGUAUUAUACCCAUUAAUUGUGUAGAUAAUUAUUAUUAUUACAAAUGAUAACGGUAACCAUGAGUUAUUGAUCAGCGUUUGUAUUCCGACGCAGAAUUAAAUCAAUUUGUACAUAAUCUAAUCAAUGACAAAUAUUUUUAAUAGUGUUCACUCACCUACUUGAUCAAUUGACGGUGUAACUUGAGUUACAAAUUGAAAUAACAUUCACAUUAAAACAUAUAGAUCCACGCAAUCAUAACUUGAAUAUAAAUUCAUUUCACAGUACAUCAAAAUUGAAAACACUUUGUACGAUGCGGCGACAGUUUGUUCAAGGUAGAAUAACCAGGCACGUCAAAUCUGUAGUUUGAACCGAGAGAAGUGAUGUUCCGAUGUAGAGAUAGUCUCGACGUUUGUGUUGAAGCCAUAUGUUGUACGUACGUACGUACUCCUUGGUAACUAGGAUGGAAGAUUAGAAGCGAGCAAGAAAGGCGAAGAACAAAAAAUCGUACGAACAGGCAGGCAGGUAGCCUUGUGGAAAGCACAGGAAAGGAAGGGAAAGCAAGCCUGUAGCCUCAUCAACAAACAGACUAGACUUUGCUAAUAAAAAGCAAUAGCCAAUAUAAGCAUCUGCAGGUAGGACAUAUAGACACAUGUUUUUAUAUAAUCGUAUUUCGUAUUCGUUAAGACAAUGUAUGCAUGAACUCAACUUGAAAUGAGGUCAAGAUACCGGUAGAGAAUACUUGUCAUAUUUAUUUUCAGUACUUAUUCAUUGUAACGAUCAAGUUUCGUUCAGUAGCGAUUUUUUUGUCGUAUCGGGAUCUCGCUAAUUGCUGAUUUAACUUUCGCUGUUUAUUUUCCGUAAAUAGAGUAAAUUCAGUAUGAUGGUAAAAUUCACCGUGGCCAAAAUACAGAUUUCUUUUUCAAUAUUUUUAAUGCAACUGGAGUAGCAAAUUUGCAUGGUCUCUUCUUCUACUUCUACUCCUUUUUUUUUUUUUUUUUUUUUCCAUCCGUUCAUCCUAAUAAUCGUGCAUUAAAUUCGUGUGUCAACUUUUGAACAUACUAAAACUGAUUUAUUGAUCGUUUGUUGGAACAAAUCGCAUAUCUAAUAAUUUCAAACACGAUUUGUGCAGUAUUCUCGUAGACUCGGUAUAAAGUAAUUGUGUAAAUUUUGAAAGAUUUUGGAAAAAAAUUCAGUUCGCUUGCAAGUGUAGCAAUCGAUUCAAUCGGCCUACUGUUCUAAAUUCUGUCCACUUUUGUACUCUAAAUUCGUGUGUCUUUCUUUUCGAAGAAUUUCUUAUUAACAAAGUACAACGAUAACUGGUCGUUUCACUUUUCGUUGGGAAAUCAGUGUACUCGAUCAAACGAAGCUGUUUAUUUUUCCUUCGUACCUUCGGUAUUUUUCUAUAGUUCAGUUUCGCAGUUAUACGUCGAUAGAACGCUCUAUGAAAACCUUAGCAACAGUCUGCGAUGAGGGAAAAAAUAAUAUCACAUGAUUUUUCAACGAAACCUCUUUCUUCACUUUCUACAACGUCUUUCACCCCUCAGUCGAUCCGCAUUAUUAUAAUGACAAUAUCCUGCUGUGGAGAAUAGAGCUCAUCCAGUGACUGAAAAAACUCGAGAAUAUGAACGUUAGAUCAUCGGGGUCGUAAGACUGACUUUUGAAAUUUUCACGAUACUUCGAGAGAGCUAGAAUCUCACCGAGCAGCUGUUUACCUCUUCAUUAGUUCGCAGCAAAUCUACUCUAUGCAGUCAAAGUUCACACUCUUUUGCGGAUCUUCGUUUAUUUUUGCCAUAGAAAUAUCACCCGACCAAUUGCGAUGAAAAUUGAACGCAGUUUGAUCGAACGAGCGAUACACCAAGAGGUUUGAAUCAAGGUAGAGAUAUUCCCCUAUUGAUCGUUAGCAUCUGAUCACGUAAUAUCGACACUAGUUAAUGAACUAGAGCGAUUCCGGGCUCGCUACGGGGGUGGGGUGGCGAUAUCAUAUUCACAAACUCACCUGUGGUCUAUGUCAGUAAUUCAUAUCUCUCCGCUGGGGUGAGAUAGGAUGCCCAUGUCAACCGUUUACUUUAUUUUACUUUACCUGUAUUAAUUGCUGUCUUUCGUUUUCAUUAAUUUCUGGUUUGCCGUUUGCCGGCUGGCACGUUGAGAGUGAACGAUGUUGCAACCUGACCUGGGUUUCAGCCCUCGCUGGAGGUAAGUCGUUGAAUAUUCAAACGUCAUUAAUAUCCACACAUCGCACACACCCCAGUAAUCCGAAAUAUCCUGAACUUCCGAUCGAGGAAAAUCCAAAGAAUACGAUAACCAAUCGUCCGCAAUUUUUCUCAUCCCAUUGAAAAAGUAGUCACUGUUCAUUAACAAUUCCAAUCAAGCUCAUCAAAGUUAUCGAAGAUAGAUCUUUAUUCAUCCCUCUCGAUGGAAACAACGAGUCGACGCAGCGACAAAAAGGUGUCGAGAAAAUUGAACCGCCGACUCGAAUGCUGACAACGACCGCGGAGCAUUGAAACAUGUUCCAAAAUGUUACCCUCCGAUUUACUUGCAAUAAAAUUGAUACCUUCGUCAUUCCUGUCCCCUGUAAUGUUGGAGACCAGAGUGCCCGCGAUGUAUGCGCUUCCUUUUUUCUAUAUCGAUAUGAUUUAUUGGUAUGGUCUUGUGAUUAAUAAAUUAUCUUUCAGCGUG